This is a messenger RNA of Brassica rapa (field mustard), 4465 nucleotides long. RefSeq names its product BURP domain-containing protein BNM2A. The record is from RefSeq and is a predicted model, not a curated record. Lineage: Eukaryota; Viridiplantae; Streptophyta; Magnoliopsida; Brassicales; Brassicaceae.
UCUAUAUUUGGAGUUUCACUCUUCAAAACUUCAAAUUUGAAGUUUUGAAGUUUCUUUUUGGAGAGCAAAAAACUCUAUAUUUAGAGUUAUAGAGUUUCUUUUGGAGAUGCUCUAAUAAUGAAAAAAGGUCAAUGAUGCUGCGACUAAGUUCAAUGAAAGAUCAAUGGCCUUCUUGUACUUUUUAAGAAUAUUAUUUACAGUCUUCAUAGAAAUAUAUAGAUUUAUUGUGCGUUAAUCCUUUUGAAUUCGCCAAACGUCUAUCAUUCACAUUCUAAAUAAAUAAAUAAAUGAGGUACCAUUUGAUCAAAAAUAAAAAAAUAUAAAAAAAUAAAUGUGGUACCACAAGACUUCGUGAGAAUGACUUCUUUUGUAUACUAUUUUAAAAUAAGAACCAGAAACAUUCAAUAUAAUAUAUAUGCUGAAGAUUUUAUAUUUUCAAUGAAUAUUCUUUUUCAGUAAAAGUUUUACUGUCGGUAGAUUAUUAUAGAAUUUUGUCUAGUUUCGAAAAUCAAUGAAAUUUUGUGCUUUAUUUAUUUAUAUGUGAUAUCUAGACCUUCUCUUACCGGAACAUCAUAUUCUCUGCUUCAUCUCUCGAGAAACAAUCGCAUAUAUCCUUUUCUUAAUGAAUUCGCUUAUGCUCUUUCCUCUUUAAUGAAUUUGAAUAUUCGAUUCUACCUUUUUGUAUUUUCUGAAAUUAUUAUUUUAAAAAAGUUAAAUUCGAAAAUUGAAAAAAAAUUAAAAUUUCAAAAUUUUCAAUUUUUUUAAAAAAUUUAAAUUUUAAUUAUUAACGACAACUGAUCAAACUAUGAUAUACUAGUUUUCUUUAGUUUUACUCAGUUAUACUUCAUUAUACUGAGUAGUACUGAUAUUACUGAAUAUAUGUAUAUUGAGUUAUGCUAAGUUAUACUGGUAUUACUGAAUAAUACAGAAGGCAUUACCGAGUAAUACUGAGCUAAUGAUACCGAAACAUAAUAAGUACUACUGAAUUUGUUGAACCAAGUUCGACUAUGUUAGUUGAACCAGAUCAUACAUAAUUCAGAUCUACAAAUGCAUUAAAUAAAAAUGACGAAAAUAAAAGAAAAACAAGAAGAACCAUAAUUCAUAGAAAACAAUAAAAUCAUCCUAAAACAAAAACCUUAAGUCAAAGAAAAGCCUGAACUACGUUCACAGUAGACUCGCCGAAUAAAAAUCGUUCAUAAUAGACUCACCUUAAUAUAGAAACAAAGCCAAGUUCAACUUACCUUAACAAGUUUGAAUAACUCGCUGAGUUGAAUUACGUUCAUAGUAAAAUCGUCUUCAUCUAAGCACAAAACCUAGUUCAAUUCACCUUGACACGAGUAACUUGCCGAGUUGAAUGACAUUCACAGUAAAAUCGCCUUUGUUUGACUUUAACUCACCUUGAAAGGUAUGACUAACUCACUGAGUUGAAUGAUGUUAACAGUAAAAUUAUCUUCAUCUAGGCAUGAAGCCAAGUUCAAGUCACCCUGACAAAUACAAGUAACUCACUGAGUUGAAGUAAACUCGUCUUCAUCUAGACAAAGAGGAUUUUAACCCAGCUUGACAUGUACGAGUAACUGAGUUGAAAGAUGUUCACAGUAAAUUCGUCUUCAUUUAAGCACAAAAACGAGUUCAACUCACCUUGACACAUACAAGUAACUUGCAGAGGUGAAUGACUCUGAACAGAGUUAACAAUAAACUCACCUUCAUCAGAAACUAAGUAGUGUAUAACUCUCUUUGACAUGUUUGAGUUACUCUCCUAGUUGAUCAUCACCUAGUUGAAAGACUAGAAAUAGUUGGUAAUAAACUUGUCUUAAUCCCUUUCUGAAUGCAACUCUUCUUGACAAGUUUGAAUUACUCGGCUAGUUGAUCACCGUCUAGUUGAAUGACUCUGAAAAGAUUCACAAUAAACUCGCAUUGAUCAGGAACUUAGUUGAGUAAAACUUUCAUUGAUAGAUUUAAGUCACUCGUCUUGAUCAUCAUCUAGUUGAAAGAAGGAAAAGAAUCAUAGUAAAUUCGCUUAGAUCGUCAAAGGCAUAAAACUUCGAGGGAGUGAUCUAGGCACAUCACCAAUCCUCUAGGCACACACAUAUCAUCUAGGCAAUCGACAAUCGUCUAUAUGACUUUAUACAUAAAGUCAAAAAGAGCAAGUUCUCUCUAUAAACACCAUUUUGGCAAUUUGUCUCUUUUAUAAUGAACUAUAUGAUAUGUUUGAUACUCCUUCAAAUGGUAUGUAGACAACCUAUCUUCAGGUUCAACUAUUAUAUAAAAUAUUCAUUAUAUUUAUUCAUCUAGUUCAAAUCUGAGUACAAAAAAAGUUCUUUUGAACCCACCACCAUCAAAAUUAUGCAUACUUUCAAUAUGUAAAAUUCAGAUUAAACCCCUACUUUUUGCCCUUUUCUUCAGAUCAUCAUGAAUUUACUUGAAUUAAUGAUAAAACAUCACAUCUUUCUUUGAAAGCACUCAAACAUCUAAAACACCUGCAAAACGUAGAUGAAAGUUUUUUUUUUUGAAAAGCUUCAAAAACCACUGAAACAGUUUCAAAAGUUAGAACAAAAAACAAAGUAUAUCGCUAUGAAUAUUCCUCUUUUUCUAUACGACAAGAAAAUAAUAAUUAAUAUACAAAACAAAAUUUAAUUCUUUUAUUAUAUUUUUCUUCAGGACGUAAAGGAUGAUCCAUGAAAUAUACUGUUUGUAUUAUAGAAUCAAUCGAACCAAUCUCUGAGUUAAUAUCAAUUAUUUUAUCUUCAUCUUUUACCGUUUCAAAUCAGAUGGCGAUGUAAGAAGCUGCAGGCUGCACAAUAAUUAGUUUUAAAAAUCAAAUGGAAUUAAGAAUGUCAACAGUUUACUUAAUAUGUAAACUAAUAGAUGAAAACAUCAAUGAAAUUAAAAUAAUAAUAAUAAGUCCGCAUCAGCACAAGUAGAUUUAUUAUUAUAAAUAUGUAGAGAGAUGGUGGUAUUCAUAGUUCAUUGAGAUCUAAGAUCAGUUGAAUACCUUCUUCUAAUUUCUUUAAAAGAAUUUGCGCAUCUUUUUUUAAGGUCAAAACUAGAAGAAGAAGAAACUCAAUUUUCUCCACAGAGGAAAUAAAAUCCAUGGCUUCUUUGCGAUUCUCAGUCACCUUCCACACCUUCCUCUUCUUCUCUCUGUGGGUCGUGGAGGCACACACGUCAAGAAAGCUGAUAUCAACCAAGGAACAAGAAGUUCAGAACAAUAGCCAUUUGCUCAAAGAUGGUGAAUUCGAGGAUCCUACACUGUACAUGUUUUUCAAAAUCGAUGAUCUUAAAAAAGGAACCAAAUUGCCCAUUUACUUCAACAAAAACGAUCUUAGAAAAGUUCCUCCACUUCUCACAAGACAAGAAGCUGAUCUCAUUCCUUUCACUAAGUCUAAGCUUGACUUCCUGCUGAAUCACUUCUCUAUCUCAAAAGAGUCCCCUCAAGCUAAAGCCAUGAAGGAGACUCUGGUACGUUGUAACUACAAGGCCAUCGAAGGAGAGUACAAGUUUUGUGGGACAUCUUUGGAGUCAAUGCUUGAUCUAGCCAAGAAAACAAUAGCGUCUAAUGCAGAUCUCAAGGUCAUGACAACAAAAGUAAUGGUACCUUCCCAACAGUACACAAUAAACUAUGCUUUGCAUAACUAUACGUUCGCCGAGACUCCAAAGGAGCUUGUUGGGAUAAAGAUGUUGGGGUGUCAUAGAAUGCCAUACCCUUAUGUCGUUUACUAUUGCCAUGGUCAUAAAAGUGGUACCAAAGUCUUUGAGGUUAACUUGGUGACAGAUGAUGGGAAACAUCGGGUUGUGGGACCUGCUGUUUGCCACAUGAACACGUCUAUGUGGAACGUUGAUCACGAAGCUUUUAAGGUGUUGAAAAUAGAGCCAAGGUCCGCACCAGUUUGCCACUUCUUCCCUCUUGAUAACAUUGUGUGGGUAGCAAAGUAGGAAAAUAAACUUAGUUCCAUGUGAUGUGAGUAUAUGUGUCUUCUAAUAACUAUGGCUUGAAAGAAAAAAAAAAAAGAAAGCAAAAAAUGGACGGACUGUUGGUUUUGGUAUUGCCACUUUUGUGUGACUUGCAGCUUCUAACGUGAAAAUACAACGAAGAUUGAUGUAACAUAUUUUUUUUUUGGAAUAUAUGUAAAAUUUACUCAAAAAGAAAAAUACACUGUUUUUUCAUAUUGUGCUACAUGUUUAGAAAUAAAACAACUUCAAAACCUCUCAAACUCCACCGACAGAAGAUGGUUUGAUUCUUCGGUUCCCGGAGGCAACGUGUGGCUGGGUUCUCUAAUGUCGGCGUAGUCAACCGGUGGAGGAAGCCUGGUGUAGGUACACGGUGGGGCCUUACUUCCCAACACCAGCAACGGCUCUGCUUAUCCUCUACUUAUUUUUAAAAAUAUUUGACAAAAUUUCAGAAAUAGUAAUCUUCUUCUUUUUUUUGGGUCUAACCUACUUCAUAAAAUCAAGAUUACCAACAAAU